AGUCCAGUGGUGCGUUCUGCUAAAGAGGCAGGGAGAGAGAGAGAAAAAAAUAAAGCAAGGAUUGCACAGGAGAAGCAUCGCCAAUGCGGAAAUACAUGGACAUCACAUGUCCCUGAGUCCAUUCUUGUCCAAAGAGCUGCUGGCGUCGGAGUCUGCAGAAGAAUUCCAAAUCAGAGACACUGACUUUGCAAUUUAUUAUUUUAAAAAAAGAGAACGAGAGAGUUUAGCUUUGCAGUUGGCUGGAUUGGCAAAGACUGGCUGCAUUUUGGGGUGCAAAUUGCACAGGAAUCCGAUCUGCUCUUUAUUGCCAUCAAUAAUCAUCCCUUCUCUUUCCUUUCCUCCCCUCCCCCUUUCCUCUCCCCCACCCCCCGUCCUUUCUAUCCCCCUGCCUUCCUCCCCCUCUCUUCUCUCCCCAUCAUCAUGGAUGUUUUGGCGAAUUACAGUAUUUUCCAGGAAUUACAACUUGUCCACGACACAGGUUAUUUUUCUUCGCAGCCUUCUUUGGAGGAGAACUGGCAGCAGACAUGCCUGGAGCUGGAGCGUUACCUUCAGACGGAGCCCAAGAAGCUGGCGGCGGAGCCUUUCCUCGAGGAGCUGGACUGGAUGCUGAGCGCUUCGGCCGGUGCGGGCGUCGAAGGCGGGGAGGCGGCUCGCCCUCGGCCGGGCGGCGGCCACCUCCCUCUUCUCGGCGAGCUGCCUUCCACCCCCACCUCGUCGCCGCCUCCGCCGCCGCCGUUAGAGGAGGAAGAGGAGGAGGAGAAGCUGCCUCUGCAGCAACAGCAGGCAGGGCUGGGGCCGGGGCCGUUCGCCUUCCCGAGCACGACCGAAGCCCCGGCGUCGGUUAACGCCGCGCGCCUCAACGCGGUCACGUCACUGACGCCGCCGUCGUCGCCCGAGCUCGGCCGGCACGCGGUGAAGCCCGCGGCGGGAGGUGGAGGUGGUGGUGGCGCCGCGGAGCUCGAGGCCAGCAAGGCCGCUCACCGGAAAGCCGGCCUCGGCCUGCUCAAGGCCAUGAGUGAGAGCGGACAAGGCGACCUCGACGCCUCGGCCGACAACAAGAAGAGGGUCCACCGCUGCCAGUUCAAUGGCUGCCGGAAAGUUUACACCAAGAGCUCGCACUUGAAAGCCCACCAGAGAACGCACACAGGUGAGAAGCCAUACAAGUGCUCGUGGGAAGGUUGCGAAUGGCGUUUUGCACGGAGUGAUGAGCUCACCCGACAUUACCGGAAACACACGGGAGCCAAGCCCUUCAAAUGUAACCACUGCGACAGGUGUUUUUCCCGAUCUGAUCACCUCGCUCUUCACAUGAAGAGACAUGUUUGAGAAGAAACCAAACUCUACACAACACCAUGACAUGACUGUUAGCGGGGAAAUGACCUGUUCCUCAAGAACACAGACAUGUGGUCGACUUGUUGCCAUGUUGCAGUGAGCAUGUGUGCAUACAUGUUUGCGCGCGCGCGCACACACACACACACACACACACACACACACACACACACACACACACACACUCUCUCUCUAUAGAUGUAUACACACCCACACACACUCUAUAUCUUGGUUAUGCCUUACCCAGUCUAUCGGUCAGUUAGACACUGCCAAAUGAUUACUGAUUUAAAUCGCAUUUGGAUUUCUGUUGCCAUGGAAACCAAAGGGGAUUAGAAACUUGAGACCACCUUCCAAGCCUUCACAGUGAGAACAGUUGGUCUACUCGCAAGCCAAUUGGCUUUCCAUUCGUGGAUGUCCAGCUUCCACCAGGGAUCAUCUCCACAUUGUCAGUGUUCUGCUGUUCAGACAAUAGGUGUUUGGGGAAGUAAAAAUUGAGACAGCCUGCAAGGAGAAGGAAGUGGUGGUCCGAACUCAGUUCUGCGUUUCUAUCAUGUGUAACCUGGUUAUCGUCAAGUGUGUCCAAUGCCAACCCAUCGUGGGCCUUUUCAGCACUUGCAGCUGAGUGGCUUUUUUUUUAAACACAGCAGUCACACCUGCAUCUUUGUCAAAAAGAACACCCAGUAUAACAAAAAGUUUGAAUGAUACAAUUGGUUGCUGAUGGCGUCCUGACCGCUUUUGCUUGCAUACCCGUAGCCUGUCCCCACACACUGCACAUUUAGAAGGAUCGUUGGCUGUUGGCACCAUUCUGGGCUGACCUAAGUACAGCCACAGCCAUGCUCAUGGGAGUUGGCUGAACUAUCCCCACCCCUUCGAAUGUGCUCCUCCCAGAUGUUUGUGUUGAACUGGGCUGAGAUAGAUGUAAAUUAAUACAGCAGGCUGACUGCACAGA
Molecule: messenger RNA, 2275 nt
Organism: Stegostoma tigrinum
Lineage: Eukaryota; Metazoa; Chordata; Chondrichthyes; Orectolobiformes; Stegostomatidae
Product: Krueppel-like factor 7
Exons: 4
Coding region: 421-1323 (300 amino acids)
Biological process (GO): regulation of transcription by RNA polymerase II
Molecular function (GO): DNA-binding transcription factor activity, RNA polymerase II-specific; RNA polymerase II cis-regulatory region sequence-specific DNA binding
Source: RefSeq, a predicted model, not a curated record